CGCCAGGCGGAAACCAUGGCGGAGGCGGUGGCUGCAGCGGGCGAGGCGGGCGCGAGCUCGGGCGAGGCGGCGGAGCGGGAGCGGGAGCCGGACUCGGACCGCGCGCGCCGGAGGCUGCGGGUGCUGUCGGGUCAUCUGCUCGGUCGGCCCCGGGACGCUCUGGGUAUCCAUGAGUGCAAAGCGCACAGAGCCCCGUCGGCGGCCACCGCGUCGCCCGCCGCCACUCCUGCUGCGCCCGAGCCGGGCACCAUCCCCAAGAAGCGGCAAGAAAUUUUGAAAUGGAAUGGAUGGGGCUAUAAUGACUCCAAGUUCUUCUUCAAUAAGAAGGGCCAGGUUGAGCUGACUGGGAAAAGGUACCCUCUUAGUGGCUUGGUUUUACCAACUCUUAGAGAAUGGAUACAGAAUACUCUCGGAGCAACUUUGGAGCAUAAAACUACCUCUAAAGCAUCUUUAAAUCCUAAUGAAACACCUCCUUCUAUUGUAAAUGAAGAUUUUCUUCAUGAACUUAAAGAAACUAAUAUUUCAUAUUCACAAGAAGCAGAUGAUCGAGUAUUUAGAGCUCAUGGUCACUGUCUUCAUGAGAUAUUUUUGCUCAGGGAAGGAAUGUUGCAGCGAAUUCCUGAUAUAGUUGUAUGGCCAAUGUGUCAUGAUGAUGUAGUUAAGAUUGUGAAUCUAGCCUGCAAAUAUAACCUUUGUAUCAUACCAAUUGGUGGAGGAACAAGUGUUUCCUAUGGCUUGAUGUGUCCUGAAGAUGAGACCAGAACAAUAAUUUCUUUGGACACUUCGCAAAUGAAUCGCAUUCUGUGGGUAGAUGAGAACAAUCUGACUGCUCACGUAGAGGCUGGAAUAACAGGACAAGAGUUGGAAAGACAGCUUAAAGAAAGUGGCUAUUGUACAGGUCACGAACCAGAUUCCCUGGAAUUCAGCACUGUGGGAGGAUGGAUAUCCACUCGAGCAUCGGGCAUGAAGAAGAAUAUCUAUGGCAAUAUUGAGGACCUGGUGAUUCAUAUGAAAAUGGUAACACCUAGAGGUGUAGUAGAAAAAAGCUGUCAAGGACCUCGUAUGUCAACAGGCCCUGAUAUCCAUCACUUCAUUAUGGGAUCUGAAGGAACUCUGGGUGUAAUAACAGAAGCUACAAUAAAAAUCAGACCAGUCCCUGAAUACCAAAAGUAUGGCUCAGUAGCAUUCCCCAGUUUUGAACAAGGAGUAGCCUGCCUAAGAGAAAUUGCAAAGCAGAGGUGUGCUCCUGCAUCAAUUCGCCUCAUGGACAACCAGCAGUUUCAGUUAGGUCAUGCUCUUAAACCUCAGGUUUCCUCUAUUUUUACAUCAUUUGUGGAUGGAUUAAAAAAGUUUUAUAUUACAAAGUUUAAAGGAUUUGAUACAAAUCAACUAAGUGUAGCCACAUUGCUAUUUGAGGGGGACCGUGAGAAGGUUCUUCAGCAUGAGAAACAAGUAUAUGAUAUUGCUGCAAAAUUUGGUGGCCUGGCAGCUGGAGAAGAUAAUGGACAGAGAGGUUAUUUGCUGACCUAUGUCAUUGCAUACAUGCGAGAUUUGGGUUUGGAAUACUAUAUAAUAGGAGAAUCUUUUGAGACUUCUGCUCCUUGGGAUAGGGUUGUAGAUCUGUGUAGAAAUGUGAAAGAAAGAAUAAGAAGGGAAUGCAAAGAGAAGGGUGUUCAGUUUGCACCUCUUUCCACAUGCAGGGUGACACAGACUUACGAUGCAGGUGCAUGUAUCUACUUCUAUUUUGCCUUUAACUACAGGGGAAUUAGUGACCCACUGACCGUGUUUGAACAAACUGAGGCAGCUGCUAGAGAGGAAAUCCUUGCCAAUGGAGGGAGCCUGUCACAUCACCAUGGAGUGGGCAAGUUACGAAAGCAGUGGCUAAAGGAAGCGAUCUCUGAUGUCGGCUUUGGGAUGUUGAAGUCUGUCAAGGACUAUGUGGACCCCAGCAACAUCUUUGGAAACAGAAACCUUUUAUAAAUCCAUUCAUAUCAUUAUGAGAAAUGUUACCUUUUUGUGUAAGUCUUUACCUGUGGUUAUGCCAGUAAUCAUCUAAAUCAUGGACCAUACUUCAGCUCCCUUUGUUUGUUGAUUUAAAAUGUUCGUUUUCAUUCUACACUUUGUUUCUGCAUCUGUGGAUUGAUAGGUGGUGUUCCUGGGUCUCUCCCAUUGUAUGUACAUCAAGUUAUAGCCAGCUCGCUGUCACUGCAGAUUUGAGUCCAGCAGCGCAAGGAAGAUGCUGUCUUAAUAUUGAUGUUUCCUCUUGCGAACAGAGGCAGAUUUUGAUAUCUUCAAUUGCUUAUCUAGCCUUUUAAAGAAGAAAAUUUCUAGAAAAAGCUUAUGUUGGGAAGAUUGUGCUUGAGAGUGAUAAUGUGUUUAUGUUUUUAAGAGCAUAUUGUAUUAUGAAUAGGCCACUGAAGAGGAUAUUUAUGAAAGAAUGUAAACAACCUGUUACUCGGAUGCCUUCAUCUACAAGAUGCUUUGGCCAAUAGUUUAGUUUGAAAUGAGUAUGUAGUUACAAAUCCUUGAGUUACUAGUAUACAAAUUAUUUCUCCAUUGUUCUCCGUGUUUGUGUUUCUGUUGGGUUAUGAGUUGUAUUUGUAUCACUGAGAUAACCUAUUGUUAUGUCGUAGGUCAUUCAUAGCAUGUUUUGUAAGAAAAGAUGACUGUUACAUGUGGAGAACAGGUUUACCAUGAAGCCAAAGGCCAUUGCCCAUCAUAGAGUCCUGAUGUCUCCGCUGUCACGUGCUUGUUGCUGAGCUGCAGGAGAAGCUGCAAAGAAGGAAGACUCCUGACCUAAGUUUCCAGUUUAAAGAAUUCUUUGGCUAAAGAAUUUCAUUUGACUCUUGAAUUUGAAAGCCUCAGUAAUUUUAAUGGCAAAAAUCUUUUAUUUUCAAAUAGCAUGAUAAAUUUUUAGGUAAUUUCAGUUUAGUUCUUUAUGAUGGUUUAACACCAUUUUUGAAUUACUGGUUUAACCUAUUUUUUUUUACAAAAAAAUGUUAAUGCAUAAUCCAUAACCAGAAGUUAAAGUUGCUGUUUCUUAAUAAUAAAGAACAUUAGUCACAUUCAGCACACACUUUUACACUCACACUAGUGACUGAGAGAAGUGAGAUGAUGCUCCAAAUCACUGCCUACUGAGGUUCAGGACUCACAUUUUGAGAUGGAUUCUUUUCUUAAUGCAAUACCUAACUUUUGAUAAUUUUUUAGAAUUAAUAUUUAAUCAGAUAAUGUACAUCAAAAUGCAAACGAGCCUUCAAAAGGACACACUGUCUAUGUAGCAACAGCUCCAAAGAAUGUUGGGGCAGUUUGAUACCUUUUUUAUCUGAAGUAGCCUUAACCAGAAGAUGAAAAUUUAAAAUUGACAAAAUAUUUUUAAGACUUCAAAAUAAUAAAGAAUUUUUAACUAUUAGGAUUGGCCUCAAACUAACAAACUUAAAUCUAUAGGCAAAUCAACAUUAAGGUUCAGCUUAACAACAAAAAUACAGCAUUUAUUUUUUGAAAGUUGUCUCUAUUGAUGAUUUAUUUUUAACUAUAGAGUUUCCAGCAGAUAUUGAUUUAAGCCUUUGAUAGAUUAAGAUGGCUGGACACUUGAGGAAUUGCCUCUGGAAUUAAAAGAUUCUUAACUUUAUAAAAUGCAUCUCUACAUGAAGGUGAUUAUCUCUAAUUGGUGAUAAAAUGUGAAGUUUAAUUGACAUCUCACUGGAAAUGUAUACAUGUUUCUGAGUAUUUCCUUUUUCAAAUAAGCAAAUUUGUUAGCAGAUCUGUUGCCCUGCAUGUGAGUAGUGCAACCUCUUCCCUGGGGAAUUCAGAUUUCAGCAACCUUAGAGAUCUGUUAAUUGAUACUAGAAGCCUGUAAGUUGAACCUGUUGUUUAUACCACUCCGUGGACUUGAUGGCAGUUUGGAAAUGAGUGAUUUAUGUCUUUGUUUUCUUUUCUCAUGUAUGCAGGACUUCUCAAAGUUGAUUUUAUAAAGGUGACUGCAGGUUGUAGUUGAAAUAAUUUCUACAGGAAUCCUUUUGAAAUACAAGAACAUUCAUCAGUACUGUUUCUCUGUGAUUUAGUAAAUCAGGAAGCCUUCCUUCUGCUGUACCCACCCCCUUCUGGGAGGUGCCUCAAUGCAGACCUUGUGUCUGUAGAAGACUGAGUCAUGAACAUGCACACAGCACUUAAACCAUGCCUAUUUCCUGAAGUAUAUGAAUGGCUUCAGACAGUUAAAAGCAGAAUAUUGUCUAGGGGAGGCAUCUUAAGUUAUAGAUCAGUUUAUUUAAAAUGUUUAAAUCUGUAGCCUGUUUGAUAUUUGGUAUGGGUAACUCUGACUUUCUUAAGUUAGUCAUACUUGUAAUUUGGUGAUGUGACAUUUGAAUUGGGGUUUCUGAGGGAAGGGGAGAUUGCUGCUAAUAGAAAUGGCACUGAAUAUACUAAAUAUUCCAAAUGAACAGGCUUUAUUGAACCUUGGAGAAACUGUUGCCUUAAAGUGUGGUGCAAUUUAUAGUAGUGCAGAAGUGAAUUUAGUUUUAUGCUAAAUAACUUGAGCCUUUUGGUUGGGUAAGAAUUGUAGAAGCUUCUUGUGUCCCAGCUUUUUACCAUAGAACAGAGUUAAUUAAACCCUGCUCUUCUGAGGAAUUAGGCGUUUCUAAAUAAAAAUGCUUACAUAUUAUAGGACUUGUAAGGCUAUGUAUGAAGCUGGAAGCUUCCUAAUAUGCGUACCUUUGGUGAUAUGUUUUGGAAAACAGGCCUAAGAAAGAACACCUUUCCAUCAUUACAUGUUAUAUCAGAUACAGCUGGUUGCAAGAAACCUUUUUUUUUUUCCUCCUCUGGACUAUUGUAACUAUAUCAUAGCUCGCUUGCAUUUUUGAAGAUGCCUUCUGUAUAUUGACCCCAGAAAUUUUCCGCUGCCAUAUUCUUCCAUAGCAACAACUUCUAAGCAUAGCAGAUCAGAGAAGCUUGAAGUCCUGAAGUGAAGGGUGUUUCCUCAGGCCUUCAGAUGGACCUGGCUUUGGAGCAGUGUUAGAACACAGUUUCUAGGGAUUGCUUCUGAACUUACAUGUGGAGCUGCUGAGGCAGUCAAAUAGGAUGCAGUCUGAAAAGCCUAUCUACAAUUUAAGAAGUGUGAAACAGUGAUGGACAAUUUAGUGACAUUUUGUUGUUCACUUAAUCUUUACUGACCUUGAUUUCAGGGAGGGCUCAGCUCAGGAGAAGAAAAGGCAGGAUGUGAUACUAGUGCCAGUAGGUAAAAGAGAAGCUCAGAGUUUCUGCCGUUGGCCUCAUCACUUAGGGAGGCUUAGCUUUGCUUGAGGUUUGUGUUACCAAAUGAGCCAUAUGUCCACAGAUUCAUUUAAUUCUUACUAAUUUCACUUUCCUAAAAAGGGGAAACACACACACACAAUGAUGCAGAAAUGCAGAAUGUGUAAAAGGUUUACUUAAGCUGUUGAAAUAUGUGUCUGACAUGAAGGAUAUAAGUCACUCAGCUUUCUGUUCUCUAAGCCAAAUAGUGUUUGUCUUCAGUGUGAAAUUUAAUUGUAAAAACUGUUGUAUAAUGUCAAGAAAUUAUAGAAACAUUAAUAAAAUGAACAUGGACCUAAAAUUUUUUUUUCAUUCAGAGGAGGUGUGAAGCUGUCUUUUCUUCUGUUUGCAUAUGUUUUACUUUCAAGCUUAGUUUUUCACUCUAUAUUUCCAUGUAUUUGAGAACAAAAAAAUUAGAGACUCUGCUAAUGUAACAUAAUCAAGUAUAACCUAACUAUGAUUAAAUCCUUUUGUAUUUCUAGCUAAAUAUAUCAUUGGUUUGGUUCUAUCAAUCUCAGUUUUUGUCAAUGUUAAAUUCCAAGGGGAUGUUCAAGCUUCUGUUAUUCUGAAGAGUUCCCUUUCCAACUUUGGGAAGUCCUCCAGCAGCGAGCUUUUCUCUUGCUCUUGUCCUACAACAGUGCUUCAAAGACGGAGGGUAAGGAUCACAGACCUGCCAUACCCAAGCCUGAGACCCACCACGGAGUCCAGUAAGUCUAGUUCUUGGAACAUGAAAACAUUUCUUUUGAUUUCUAAAGGAUAUCAUUUUAUUUAUUUAAUUAAUUGUUUGUUUUGUUUUGCAAGGUAGGGUCUCAGUCAAACUCAGUGGUCCUCCUACCUCUGCCUACCGAGUGCUAGGAUUAAAGCAUGUGCCACUGCACCCAGAUUUUUAUUUUUUUAAAAGAAAAAAAUACUAUAUUGAUCAAAUAUUUUUUUCAGAUUUCAUCAGUUAUUCUGAGGGAGGAACAAGGGGAAGUCUUAGUGUAGAUGUCUAACAGCACACACGUUGUUAAGGAACCUUGUCAGUGUCUCACAGAUGUCAGACACAUGAAACAAGUUCUUUUCCUCUUGAAUAGUCACAAAUAUCCUGAAGUGCUUAUACUGGUAUAUUUCCUCUCAGUAGCUAUUUAUUUAUUUAUUAAGUGACUUAAACAAUAUGGCCCAAAAGCUCACAAGUGCCUUGUUGGGAAUUUUUUUGUUUUGUUCCCCUUCUACCAUCACCCUGCCCACCCCCCCCCCCCCACCGCCAGUGUGUAACAGCCAUCUAAAAUGAGUGGGAUAAGGUAAGUCUUUAGGGACAGGUGGUUUAGCUGUUCAAGGCUAUUCAAGAGCAUGCCAGAAUUAGGUGGUUAUAUGUAGAAACACAGAACCCUUUACCCAAAGCUGGUUUGGGUUAUCCUAUAGGAUUGGACUCAUGCCACUUCCAGACAGUGGGAUUUGUACCUAAUUUUUUAAAUUUUAUUUGAGAGAAAGAGGCAGAUAGAGAGAUGGGCAUGCCAGGGUCUUGAUCUACUGCAAACAAAGUUCAGACACAUGUGGUACCUUGUGUAUCUGGUUACAUGGUUCCUGGGGAAUUGAACCUGCAUUCUUUGGCUUUGCAGGCAGACACCUUAACUGCUAAGCCAUCUCUCCAGCCCCUGUCCCUAUUUUUUUUUUUAUUACUACAUUUUUAUCCCCUUUGUCCCACUCUAGUAGCCCUAAGAUGUGACUUGGUAGAUUGGCAUACUUGGUGACACUAAGCCUUGAGACAUAAGUUACCCACUACUUGUUUUAGACAGUUUGCUCAUGCAGCCCUGAGGAGUGGAGCCUAGAGGCUGAAUUUGUGUUCCUUACGUUGUGUCAGUCUUUUUCUGUGUGAUGGUGCCUUCAGAAUAAUAGAUAUUUCUGUUUUCUGGACAGUGACAGAUCUUAGGAGAAAUAUGUGUAAGAUACAUUUUUUUGUCCAUCUUAUUUCCUAAGGUUGUGAGUGAAAUAACUCAGCUCUGGUACAACUUGACUUGAAUAAUUAUCUUGAGUCUUCCUCCAAGGCAGUACGUAUUCUUGCCAAUACUGUAGUCAUCUUUUGGGAACUACAUGUGGGUAAAAAUUUGUAUGUAAGCCAUAUACUGCUGUAACUAAUGCCUCCAAACAAUUCUUUUUAUAUUUAUAGUCUGAAAGUAUGAUGUAGUGGGAAGCAACAUUCCUGAGGGAUGCCAACAUAGCUUUGUCAACUCCAGCUGAGCCACACUGCUUUCCGUAAAGGCUCAACACAUAGUCCAUAUGCCAUGCUUCCAGUGUUGGUUCUGAUUUCUCAUUGGUCUUCCUAGGUUGUAUUGUUCUAAAAGCAAAUGCUCAUGUGUAAUUUUUUAAAGAUGUGCUGGGAACAAAUAAAAUGAUUCCAAACCCA
This is a messenger RNA of Jaculus jaculus (lesser Egyptian jerboa), 7666 nucleotides long. It is a transcript of the gene Agps, whose product is annotated as alkylglycerone phosphate synthase. Gene Ontology annotation, molecular function: FAD binding; alkylglycerone-phosphate synthase activity. The record is from RefSeq and is a predicted model, not a curated record. The transcript has 20 exons. The coding region runs from base 16 to 1980 and encodes 654 amino acids. Gene Ontology annotation, biological process: lipid biosynthetic process. NCBI's taxonomy places the organism in Eukaryota, Metazoa, Chordata, Mammalia, Rodentia, Dipodidae.